UAUCGAUAACUGUUAAUAAAGUAAUAAACACUAAAAGUACGUUAUAUUAGGUAAUAUUACAAAAUUUAUUCUAUAGAUAAAUUAAAAAUUGAUAUUUAUUAAGAGAUAUAUACAAUGGCAGAUACAGGUACAGACAAUAAUGAUCAUGUAAAAACUAAUGAAAGAUUUUCUCGCAAUCGUGAACGUGGUUCUGGUAGUAAAAAUCGUGACGGAUUUUUUAAGCAUAGCGACAGACGAAAUGAAUUUUAUAAUCCACGAGGAUCAAAUAAAUAUCGUUCUGAAUCGUACGGAGGAAGUAGUUCAAAUGAUAACAGUUUUAAUAAAAACCCAUACAAACGAAAUUGGACUCCACCGCAAGGAGAUGAAAAAAGAAAGAGGUUAGAAGUUGGUAAUCGUCUCAAAGAACCUGACAUUGGUGUAACAGAAUUUAUAGGAGAUCACCUUGGAUUUCCUGGUCUAGUUAAAGAAAGAUACAGCGAUUUCCAUGUCAAUGAAAUAUCUCUUGACGGUGAAGUUGUUAAAUUAACUAAUCAAGAAAUUCCUAGCGAGCCCGAAGAAACUGAAACUUUAGAUGAUUUAAAGAAAUGUGUUCCUGAUAACAUAUGGGAACAAUUGCAAGCAUUAAAGGAAGAAGAACCAUCUAGUUCGACUAUUGAAAUUGAUGUUACUAAUAUACAUAAAGAUGUAAGAAGAACCAUUCAUGAAAUUGCUAAAAGACUGGCAAAUGUUACGAGCCAAACUAUUGAUCAAAAUGAUAAAAAACUCAUGGUAAUGAUGAAAACUACUAAAGGAAAUAAAAGUAAAAAUGAUCAUAGGUUCCGUCUUGAUGAUAGAGUUAAUUGGAAGAAACACGGAGGAGAUUAUUGUUACUUUUCAUUGCAUAAAGUAAAUAUGGAUACUAUGGACGCUUUAAAUCAAAUGGCAAUGAUACUACGCACUAGACCAAAUAAUUUUAGUUACGCUGGAACUAAAGACCGUAGAGCAUGGACUACUCAAUGGGUUAGUUUGAAAAAAACACCUCCUAAAAAAAUAUUACGCGCAGGAUAUGCGAUACGUGGUGCCUAUGUAGGAAAUUUCAAAUUUGAAAAAGUACCACUGAAGUUAGGUAUGUUGAGAGGUAAUCGAUUUAGAAUUGCAAUAAGAAAUGUUAUUGCAUCAAAUGAAGAAAUUGAAAAGGCUAUGAUAUCGUUACGCGAUCGUGGUUUUAUUAAUUAUUAUGGUCUUCAAAGAUUUGGCACAGUUGCUGCCAUUCCAACUCACGAAAUAGGAAAGAAAUUGCUACAGGGUAAAUGGAACGAAGCAAUAGAUUUGAUUUUAAAACCUCGAGAAGGUGAAAAAGAUCAAGGCUUGGCAGAAGGUAGGAAAAUAUACGAAACUACUAAAGAUGCACAUGCAGCAUACAAUAAAAUUCAAAGAUCUGACAAAAUUGAAGCAACCCUUUUAAAAGGUUUAACAAUAUGUACAGAUAAAAAUCCUCAAGGAGCAUUAGAUUUGUUACCGCGAAAUAUUCGUUUAAUGUAUAUUCAUGCUUAUCAAAGUUUCAUAUGGAAUCAAAUAGUAUCUAAAAGAAUCAAAGAAUUUGGUACACGUCCUAUCGUUGGUGACUUAGUAUAUCAAAAUAAGUUGGAAAAUAAAUGUUUGGAGGAACAUUCCGAACAAUUUUCUCAAGAUAAUACAGAAGAUGAUAUCUUAGAUAAUGACGAAACCAAUAAUUCUCCGAAAGAAGAUCAAGAUGAAAUGAUAACUGAAACAUAUGAAGAAGAUAUUGAAAACGAUGACAAAGAGUCUAACAACGAUAUUAAAGAAGUUACAAAUGCUACAGAAAUUAGCCUUAAGAUAGAAGAGAAAUCUGACGAAAGUAAUACUGUUGAAAAUAAAGAAGAGCAAGAAGACUUGAGUCAUAUUCCUUCUGUUAAAGUUCUUACUGAAGAAGACUUGCCAAAUUAUACAUUGGAUGAUGUAAUAAUGCCACAACCAGGUUGGAAAGUGACUUAUCCUCCAUAUGCCAAGCCUUGGUUUGAUGAAAUUUUAGCAAAAGAUGGAUUGACUACUGAUUUAAGACAAAAUAACAAGAAAUACAGUUUAGGUGGAGCUUACAGAAAAAUAUUACAAAUCCCAAAGGACUUAUCUUGGAAAAUAAUGCACUAUAAAGCUAAGCAUGAUAAUCUUAUUUCCAGUGACAUAGACGAAAUGAGGAAGGUUACUCCUCCAAAAGACGAUCCUGAGGGAGAAUUUAAAGCGUUAAUAGUAGAAAUGAGUUUAAGUGCAAGCACUUAUGCCACAAUGGCAUUACGCGAAAUAUUAAAACACGAUACGUCACCACAAAUACAGGCUGCACAAUCAGCAGCUCAUGAUGCGCUUGUAGAAAGUAAUAAAACUAUUGAUGGUGAAUCAGAAACAAGCAAUAGUGAUAAUAAAAAUACUCAAGGAAAAGAAAUGGAAAAAGAAGAAUCUGAACGGUCGGAUAAAAUUGAUGAUAAAAUGGAUGUUGAUCAAAAUCCAAAAGAAUUUUCUGUAGAAGAAAAAUGCCUAGCCGAAUCUGAGACAGAAAUGCAAGUAGAAAUGGUCACUGAUGACGUAGAAAUGAAUUAAG
Molecule: messenger RNA, 2593 nt
Organism: Polistes dominula (European paper wasp)
Lineage: Eukaryota; Metazoa; Arthropoda; Insecta; Hymenoptera; Vespidae
Gene: Pus7
Product: pseudouridine synthase 7
Biological process (GO): pseudouridine synthesis
Cellular component (GO): nucleus
Molecular function (GO): pseudouridine synthase activity; RNA binding
Source: RefSeq, a predicted model, not a curated record